AUGGCGACUUCACAAGCGGAUCUCAGCAAUAAACCGGCUUUCAAUUACUACAUUGGCGACGAGGACGAGCUGGUAAAGUUAUUAACUGAUCACCUAGAACCGCAGCGAUCAGAGAUCGCCGAGCGGCACGUCUUCAGGCUGCGCCGACAGCGAGUCGGCGAGCCGCUCGCCGAAUAUUUGCAGAACUUAAAGCAUUUAGCGAGCACUUGCAGCUUCGGCACCUCGCUCGAGGAGAAUCUGCGCGACCAGUUCGUGUCGGGACUGGCAAACGAGGCGAUGCGAUCUCGGAUAUUUGCUGAAAAAAAUAUUCAGUAUAAAGAAGCGGUGGAGCUGGCUCUCGCCCUAGAGGCCGCAGAGAAGCACGCGGAGGUGAGCGGCGCGGUGGCGGCGCCGGCGAGCACCUCGGGCGGCGGCGGCGGCGAUGUAGGGGAAGGUUUGCAUCAUGCGAGUGCUCGGCGCGACAGGCGCGGGCCCGGAGCCGGCGGCGGUGCGGUCGCGGCCCGGGGCGGCACGGCGUGCGGCAACCAUCAGGCGCAAACGGCGCAGUGCUGGCGGUGCGGGAAGGCGCAUCGGCCGGACAAGUGUAAAUAUAUGCAUUACAACUGUGAUGAAUGCAACACGCGCGGUCACUUGAAGGUGAUGUGCGGCAAAGGACGCGAUCAGGCUCGUCGACAGUUUGGACGGCAAAACUACGUGGAUGAAGAAUCUGAUGAGGAUUUAUUUAACCUUCAAGUUUCACCGCGAGGUAACAAACCUUAUUUUAUUACAUUGAAUGUGGACGGACAAGAUGUUGUUUGUGAGAUCGAUACGGGUAGUCGUAUUUCUGCUAUUAAUGAGGACUUUUAUAAGCAGAAGUUUGCUCAUAAAAUAAUUAAACCUAAUGAUAGUUUCUUUCGCGGCUACUCUGGGUCACCAAUCGAAGCCCUUGGAUACUUAUCGGUUGACGUUGCGCUAAACGGUAAGAGAGCAACUAACUUGCCAUUCUACGUCAUUAAAAACGGAGGGCGGCCUCUUUUGGGUCGUGAAUGGUUACGUGCUCUUAAGGUCAAUCAAAUAACUAUAAAUGAGAUCGUUGAGGAGGACAGACUGGUGACCCAGCUGUGUUGUGAGUUCCCAGAGGUGUUCGCGGAUAAAUUAGGCACGUGUAAAAAAAGCAUUCAAUUACAGCUCACAGACAACGACCCUGUUUAUGCUCGCGCGAGGCCGGUACCGCUCGCGUUGCGCGAACGAAUUGAACGCGAACUUGAACGUCUGGAGCGCGACGGAACCCUGUGCCGAGUUGAUCAUUCUGACUAUGGAACCCCAAUAGUACCGGUAGUUAAGCAAAACGGGGAACUGCGCAUUUGUGGUGAUUAUAAGGUGACUGUAAAUCCUAAACUUAAGCGUGAUUAUUAUCCUUUACCUCGCAUAGAGGAACUCUUCGCUAAUCUUAGCGGGGGGCAGCAAUACACUAAACUGGAUUUACGUCACGCUUACGAACAGUGUUUGUUGACGGAGGACUCGCAGCCGUACACUGCAAUCACCACUCAUGUGGGUACUUUUGUGUACCGUCGCACACCGUAUGGGCUUUCGUGCAUUCCGGAGAAGUUCCAAAAGCUUAUGGAGGAAACUCUGCGCGGGAUUCCUAAUUGCGUUGUUUUCCUGGAUGAUAUUUGCGUGACCGGGCCUAAUAAACAGGUGCAUAUGCAAAACCUGCGCGCUGUACUUGGACGCUUACGCACCAUGGGAAUGACCUUAAAAUUGAGCAAAUGUAAGUUUUUACAAGAUAAAGUCAAUUAUUUAGGUUUCAUUAUCAACAAACAUGGCUUACGGCCAGAUCCGACUAAGCUAGAGGCCAUUUCCAAUGCUCCAGAACCGAAAGACGUAACGCAACUUAAAAGUUUUCUCGGGAUGUUGAAUUAUUACGGAAAGUUUAUACCAAAUUUAAGUACUUUGUUGCAUCCGUUGCAUGCGUUGUUAAGAACCGGAGUUGAGUGGAAAUGGGAUCCCGCUUGUAAACAGGCCUUUUUAGAGGCGAAACAAGCUUUGUUAGGCAAACGCGUUUUGGCGCAUUAUGAAGAGGGGCGCGAACUCGUUUUGGCAGUUGACAGCAGCGCCUAUGGCCUCGGCGCAGUGCUUGCGCACCGGUAUGAUGAUGGCUCCGAGCGGCCCGUUAGCUGUGCGUCGCGGACGCUUAAUGUACAUGAGCGGAACUACAGCCAACUUGACAAAGAGGCUUUAGCAAUAUACUACGGUAUUACUAAACAUCACCAAUACCUUUUCGGAAGACGCUUCACACUGAGAACCGACCAUAAGCCGCUAAGUUAUAUUUUUGGAAAAAAAAGUGGAAUUCCUCAGACGGCUGCAAGUCGUUUGCAGAGAUGGGCUGCGCGCCUAGCGGCUUACGACUUUUCAGUAGAGUUUGUGCGUUCCGUAGAUAAUGGGCCGGCCGAUGCUCUCUCCCGACUGCCACUGCCAUGCGAGGGCCGCGCCUCGGACGCUGUAAGCUAUGUUCAAUUAGUUGAAGACUCGUUACCAGUUAGCUACAAAGAGGUGGCUAAGGAAACACAGAAGGAUUCUGUGUUAAAUAGAAUUUAUGGUUAUGUUCUGUUUGGGUGGCCGUCUGUCGCGAGCUGUGAGGAAGAGAAGGCUUAUUUUUCAAGGAAAAGUGAUUUGUUCAUUGAUAUGGGUUGUUUGGUUUACAAAUACCGCGUAGUGAUUCCACUGGUUAUUCGGAAGCGGGUGUUAGAUGAGUUGCACGAAGGGCACUUGGGUAUACACAAGAUGAAAAGCAUUUCUCGUCAUUACGUAUACUGGCCGGGUAUUGAUGGAGAUAUUGAGGCGGUUUGCCGCGCCUGCAGCGCGUGUCGCGCGGUGCGGGACGCGCCCCCGCACGCGCCGCUGCAUCCAUGGGAGUACCCGUUGAAUCCGUGGAGUCGGCUGCAUGCGGACUUUGCUGAUUGUGGCGGUAAGCGGUAUUUAAUUGUAGUUGAUUCACAUUCGAAGUGGAUAGAAGCUAUUUUGAUGAAAAACACGGACGCUCGUACAACUAUUCUAGCGCUCCGAUCGAUAUUUGCGCGGUUUGGUUUUCCUGAGCAGCUCGUGACCGACAAUGGUCCGCCAUUCUUAUCUAAUGAAUUUCAGAUGUUUUGUGUAGAAAAUUGUAUUAAGCACGUUACGUCAGCACCAUACAGGCCACAAGGCAACGGUGCCGCUGAAAAUGCGGUUAAAACAAUAAAAAAGGCCAUUAAAAGAGCUCUGCACGAAGGCGUGGACGUAACUACCGCUCUUAAUAUGUUUCUUUUCCAAUAUCGUAACUGUGAGCAUGCGACGACUGGUGUGUCUCCGGCCGUAGCCCUGAUGCGGCGGCGGCUGCGCGGGCGGCUGGACGCGCUGCGCCCGGACCGCGCCGCCGGCGUGCGCGCGGCGCAGGAACGCCACGUGACGUCGGCUGGCGGCACACCACGCUCCGUCAAUGUAGGGGACGUGGUUUUCGCGCGUGACUACACUUUAAGAGGGGAGAAGUGGUCGGAAGGUAGAGUCAAGUCGCAAACUGGUCCGGUUUCUUAUACGGUUGAUAUGGGCCAGGGAGUCGAAUGGCGAAGGCACGUCGAUCAAAUGAUUCCGGCCAAUAAAGAUCGAUUCUCACUUUCACGGGCUAGUGUUUGUAAUCCGGACGAACAAUUUAAUACAUCAGUUAAUAUACCCGAGGUGGGUGCUGACGAAGCGUUUGGGGAUGCAUCGGACGGUGAAUUUCAGGCAGCACUAGAGCAGCCUCUGACGGAGCACCUUCCCGCUAGCGCGGGUGUCCGUACGCCACAGGUGGAUGCUCCGGCCGCGCCACCGCCCGAUGCUUCCGCCCGUGCGUUGCGCGCUUGGAAACGGGCCCAUAGAUCUAGCUAA
Cydia amplana is the source of this 3882-nucleotide messenger RNA. RefSeq lists its product as uncharacterized. Gene Ontology annotation, molecular function: nucleic acid binding. Lineage: Eukaryota; Metazoa; Arthropoda; Insecta; Lepidoptera; Tortricidae. Gene Ontology annotation, biological process: DNA integration. The transcript has 2 exons. Bases 1 to 3882 code for a protein of 1293 amino acids. The record is from RefSeq and is a predicted model, not a curated record.